Molecule: messenger RNA, 345 nt
Organism: Caenorhabditis bovis
Lineage: Eukaryota; Metazoa; Nematoda; Chromadorea; Rhabditida; Rhabditidae
Source: the annotation of a GenBank genome assembly
AUGUUCCACCAACGUGUUCCAUGGACUUCUAUCGAGCAAGUACGCAAACAGCAGGAAAUCAUCAAUAGGCAAUCUGCCACAAAAACAGGAUUCGAGAAUUUCGCGCAACUCAUUCAACUGGCCAACUCGAUGGAUUGCUCAUGCACAUCCGAGCCGAGCGGCAUGAUGGCAGGUCAAAUGCCAUCUGGAAUGUUUCCCGGCCAUUUUCCAUCGGGACUGCCGCCAAUCACCGGCGGUGGCAAUGGAGCAGGAUUUUUUCCGAUUCAACGCGGAUUGCCGAUAGCGUCGUUCAACGGCGGCAGCACGCAACCGAUGAUCACGAUGCCGUACACGAGAAAAUUUUGA